This is a messenger RNA of Raphanus sativus (radish), 528 nucleotides long. RefSeq lists its product as uncharacterized. Bases 1 to 528 code for a protein of 175 amino acids. The record is from RefSeq and is a predicted model, not a curated record. The transcript has a single exon. NCBI's taxonomy places the organism in Eukaryota, Viridiplantae, Streptophyta, Magnoliopsida, Brassicales, Brassicaceae.
AUGCCAAACAUUGCAAACUUGGAUUUUGAACCCCUAAGUGUAAAGGGUGACAAUUACCUUCAGUGGGCUUUAGACAUUGAAAUCUCCCUCGGAGCCAAAGGCCUAGAGGAGUGUAUUGUCGAAGGAAAUGAAUCAAGUAAGAAAGACAAUGCUAAAGCCCUCAUGAUGAUUCGCCAUCACAUUGAGGAGAGCUUGAAAGCUCAAUAUCUCACAGUGAGCAAUCCAUACGAGUUAUGGAAAGAGUUGAAAUCGAGAUAUAAUCACCAAAAGACUGUGAUCCUUCCGGAAGCCAUGUAUGAAUGGACUCAUCUCAGGAUUCAAGACUUUAAGUCUGUGAAUGAAUAUAACUCAGCCUUGUUCAGGAUAGUCUCAAAGAUGAGACUAUGUGGCGAGAAAAUAACUGAUAAGCAGCUACUGGAAAAGACUUAUCAGACAAUGUCAUCAAGCAACAUGUUGCUCCAGCAACAAUAUAGGCAGAAAGGUUUUCAAGACCUACAGUGCUCUCAUAGCCUGCCUAUUGCUUGCUGA